UGCCCCAGCCUCCCCCACCCACCAGGGUCUCCUCUCCCCUCCCUCCAGUGGUCUUCAGACCCCAGAGUGUCUCUCUAGAGAGGGAUCUCCGCUGUCUCACCACCACGACCUCGCUCACAAACUGGCCUCCGUACCAGAGUACAGAUAUACACAGAGCGCCCCAGGUUCUCCAGUACAUGGCCAGCCUGUGAUCAUGGCCGCCCCGCCCCACCCCCUGCCCUCGGGGAUGGGUAAACCCCUGGCCUUGUUCUCGGGCCCCGGAGUCGCUGGGGGACAGACCCUCCACAUGCUGCAGAGCCCACCCAACACCCUCACCAUGCUCCGUCUGGUCACCACGGCUACGGCCUCCCACCCCCCAAACGGGUACAUCCUCACCCCCGGCGGGGGCCAGAGUCGUGGUAAUACCGGCGCUGGCCAGCAGGGAGCAGAGGGCACCGGCGAGCAGAGAGACUCGCAGCAGCAGAACAGGGAGCGAGUGAUCCAGUCGUUGGAGGGAGCUCAACAGGGGGCAGAGGGGCGUGGCCUAUCUCUGGGGCUGCACCAACUUCCUGUCCGCCCUGUCACUCAGAACGGCAAACACACCGCCGCCGUCGCCGCGGCUACCGGCGUCGCCAACGCUUACGCUCUGACCAGUCCUCUCCAGAUCCUGGCAGCCCAGGCCUCCAGCUCCCCCCCAGUCCUGGUGAGCAGACAGCCCAGCGCGGGGCCUGAUGUUGGGCCGGAGGUGCCAGGCGACCCCCAGGCUAAGAGGCCUAAGAUGGAGGAGGACGAGGCGGCUCCUCCCCAUUCAGCAGCCAGUCAUCGUGGCCAUGAGUUCUCAGCCACACGACAACAGAAUGUAGAACUGCUGAACUCUAACCCCUGACCUGGUGUCUAGAGG
Messenger RNA from Oncorhynchus keta (chum salmon), 880 nucleotides. Its product is annotated as forkhead box protein K1-like. The transcript has 4 exons. The record is from RefSeq and is a predicted model, not a curated record. NCBI's taxonomy places the organism in Eukaryota, Metazoa, Chordata, Actinopteri, Salmoniformes, Salmonidae. The coding region runs from base 194 to 865 and encodes 223 amino acids.